Larimichthys crocea (large yellow croaker) is the source of this 1102-nucleotide messenger RNA. RefSeq names its product plac8 onzin related protein 2 (gene ponzr2). The transcript is spliced from 4 exons. The record is from RefSeq and is a predicted model, not a curated record. Bases 114 to 497 code for a protein of 127 amino acids. NCBI's taxonomy places the organism in Eukaryota, Metazoa, Chordata, Actinopteri, Sciaenidae.
CAAGGUAUUUCUGAACUGACUGAGAUUUGACAUUUGUUUGUCUGUGCAGUCAUCAGCUGUGACACGACAUCCAACUUAGAGCUUUCUCAUUACACAGAUACAAAGACUCCAUCAUGUCUUCCACAUUGGUCAUCAAGCAGCCUCAGCCUGUGAUGGAGGCCCGGGACUCAGAUGAGUGGGGAUCGGGGAUAUGUGACUGCUGUCAAGACAUGCCUGAGUGUUGCUUUGCUUUCUGGUGCUGUCCAUGCUUCGCCUGUAAAACUACUAAGGCCUAUGGUCAGUGUCUCUGUCUCCCCCUGCUGGACAUGUUCGGCAUGAUCCCUGUCACCACCAUGUCCAUGAGGGUCAGCAUGCGGCAGCGCUAUGGCAUCAAAGGCACCAUGUGUAAGGACUGUCUGUACGCUGCCUGCUGCUUGUCCUGCAGCUGGUGUCAGAUGUCCAGAGAGAUGAGAAGAAGAAAAAUCCAAGUGGUUCUAGUCAGCGCCAAGAACACAUGAACACAUCUCUCGCUGCUCGUUGACAGCACCAGGGCUGCAUGUAUUUCAAUAAACAACCUGCUUUGGCUGUUACUAUCAUGUUAUAACUACUGACUAGUGCCAUAUAGAGCUUGAAGUGCUCGUGCCACUGAGUGAAAAACUCUCGCCAUGAAUGUGUGACUGUAAAACGAAUAUAUUAAGGAGAGAGGAUAAGAACCAAUUAGCAUUUAUUAACCAAUUAACCAAUGAAUAUUCUUCCUGUUUGGUUCUGUAAUUACUCACACAACAUAACUUCAUCAGUCAUCCUACUUUAUAGAUGUUGUAUAUGCUUGUAUUGUUUUAUUUUUGCUAAUAUCCAGUAUAUCUGGUCUACAAUUAAAAUUGGUUUGCAAUAAAUUAAACAUAGAGUGAUGCAAUAAAAGUUUAUUAAUUAUAAUAAUAAAUAAUAAUUCUAAUAAUAAAAGUUUUAUUUUAUAUAAAAAAAUUCUAGUAAGCCUAGUUGCUAUCCUAGUUUUAUUGAUAUUUUGACAUUUUACUUUUAUUUGAUUUUAGUUCAUGUUCACUAAUGUCACACUGAAUAUGCCAACCUUUCAAUAAUUAUUGUAAAUAAAAAAAUAGUUAUUGAA